AUGAGAGACCCAGAUAUUGUACAAAAUACGCGAUCUUUGAUAUUGUUGAGAGUCUUGACGCAUGAAAAGUUGAUUCAAAGUCAUCGCUAUUUCUUCGUUGGUUGGAUUCACAAGAAUCUCUCUCGCUUUCGACGGAAGAUUCGAAGAAGAUUCCUCCAUUGCGAUUUCUCAGGAUUCGGAUUUUUUCCGAGAAGAUUUCUUUUCGGUUUUGUUCUGGAGAAGAUGGCCUGCGUCAUCUAUUACGGACCGGACGGAGAACUCAAGACAUGGCCUAAGGAGCGAGAGAAAGUGGAAGACAUUGCUCUCAGGUAUAGUCAAUUAAACGAAGCCUUGAGAAGGAAGAAAAGUGUUACUCUUUAUGACUUCCUGAACAAGAAGAAGGACAAGACGAAUUUGGAGAAGAAAGCAAUGAUAACGGACAAUGAUGACUUGAAGACUUGUUUGAAGAACGUGAAUGUUUUAAAGUCUCCAAUCGCUGAUCAUUACUUUAAUGACCAAAUUUCUCAACUGAUUCAGUCCUUAGAACCUCAUGUCUCUAAAGUCCAAGAAAGGAUUCGUUUUGUUGAGUCGCAGAAACAUAAGGAGACAAAACUGGAUCAUCAGAGUUUAGCAUCAAUAUAUUCUCUGAACCAAUCUUUGAACCCUAGCCAGUUCACGCUGUUUUUGUACAACCAUGGAGACAAUACUAUGUCUCAGAUCCCAGUGACUGCAUAAAACUUCAAUCAGGAUUUCUCAGAGUUACUACAAGAAUCUGGUUUGAUGAAGCAAGAGCUUUGUGGUUAUGAUCAGAACAUGUUUAUGAACAACAACAACUUCCAACAUUCUUUUGUCUCAAACACACAAGAUUACUCUGCUCUCCAAGAAUCGGUGAAUAACAACUAUGGGUUGAUGCCGAAUGUUCUUUGUGGUUAUGAUCAGAACCUGUUCACGAGUGAUAUUACCAACAACAACCUUCUUAUCGACAACUCGAUGUAUCUCUGA
Arabidopsis thaliana (thale cress) is the source of this 981-nucleotide messenger RNA. It is a transcript of the gene AGL105, whose product is annotated as AGAMOUS-like 105. Gene Ontology annotation, molecular function: DNA binding; protein dimerization activity. Bases 1 to 714 code for a protein of 237 amino acids. The record is from RefSeq and is marked reviewed. The transcript is spliced from 2 exons. Gene Ontology annotation, cellular component: nucleus. Lineage: Eukaryota; Viridiplantae; Streptophyta; Magnoliopsida; Brassicales; Brassicaceae.